AUGGGAGUUCUGUUUCAAAUAUUGGCGACUGUUUUAUUAUGUUUUUCCUGCAUGAAUAUGGGUCUUAUUUAUACCUGGCCAUCAUCUACGAUCCUCCUGUUCAAGUCAGAGAACACAACUUUACACCGACCCAUGGAAGGAGUGGAGACUGCUCUGUUCGGCAGUCUGCCGGCUAUCGGUUCUUUGAUCAUUCAUCCAGUGGCUGGGAUAGCCUUGGAUAAGUUUGGACGGAAACGUACUGCGUUACUUACCUCAUUGGUUUUUGUUAUGUCCUGGUCAAUAAUUGCGGUAUCCAACAAAGUGGAAGCCAUCCUUGUAGCAGCGUUUCUUUCUGGAUUUGGCUAUGCAAUUUUUAUGGAAGUUACAAUAUACAUCAGUGAAAUUGCCCAGGAUUCCAUAAGGGGAGUUUUGACUUCUUGUCCGAACCAGUUCAGCGGUUUUGGAAUCCUGAUCUCAUAUUUUCUUGGAGGUUCUCUAGGGUACUACGCAAUGGUGUACACUUGUCUCUCUUUGACAGUGAUUGGAGUUCUCAUGAUAGCAGUUUUGAAGGAGUCUCCCAUUACUCUUCUGGGUGAAGGGAGAGAUGAAGAAGCAGCAAAUUCUUUAGCUUUUUACCGAAGUUCAAACCGAACGUCCAAAGAAAUAGUAACAGAGUUGAAUAACAUAAGACGUACGCUCAAAUCUAAUUCUGAAGAGGCGUACUCUCUAACGCAAGGAGGCGUGGAUGAAGGUGGACCGGAGUUGGAACCUUCGAAAAUUUCCUGUUGGCAACAUUUUAAAACCACACCCUCAACUCGUCGUCAAUUCAGCCUGGUCAUGGUACUACACACCGUCUUCGUAUGCCAGGGCUUUCCAAUAGUACAAGUGUACGCUGAACCUAUGUUCACCGAAGCAGUGGGAGACACCCUGUCUCCGAACCUGUGCAGCAUCAUCUUGGGGCUGGUGGUGUUGCUUGCUGGGAUGAUAUCGGCGUAUUUAACUGAUGUGGUUGGAAGGCGGCCUCUCGAACUAUCAUCAUCUAUAGUGACUGGUAUCUGCUGCCUGGUACUAGGGACGCAGAUAGUGACAGAGUGUUUACCGAAGUGGACGGUACCGCUGCUAAUAUACGUGUUUGCGACGUCUCACACUCUUGGCACGGGAACCGUACCGUUUGUGGUGUCAGCUGAAGUAUUUUUACCUGAGGUAAAAAGCAUCUUAAUGAUGAUAGCAACAGAGUGGUCAUGGAUUUGCAACUUUUGUUUCCUUUUCCUCUUUGAUAUCCUAGUACAAUCUGCCGGAUUAGCACCUAUGUUUUACUUCUUUUCUUUUGUCUGCUUUGUCAGUUCUGUGUACUUCUUUUACUUUCUGCCUGAGACUAAAGGAUUACCAGUGUACGCCAUUCAGGCGCUGUUUAUGAAAGAAGAAGAGUUAAAAAUGAAGCACUAA
Molecule: messenger RNA, 1425 nt
Organism: Arctia plantaginis
Lineage: Eukaryota; Metazoa; Arthropoda; Insecta; Lepidoptera; Erebidae
Source: the annotation of a GenBank genome assembly